AUGGGCCAGAACACGGGCGCAGACUGGUUCCUGACAGCCCUGUCCGUGCUGGUCCCAAGUGGGAAGCGACCCAAUGCAGGUCUCGAGGAGGAGGAGUCGUUGAUGUCGGCCGGAGCCAUGUCGGAGUCGGCCGAGGGCGACCGAGGCCACCUGGCGCUCUGGGACACAGAGAUAAAGAGGUCGACCGCCAGUCCCCCUGCGGAGCGGAGCCGAGAACUUCAGCCGGCGCCGCCUCGGGGAGGCCCGGACUUUCCCGCGGCCGCGGCGCGCGCCAAGCAACCUCUCUCGGACCCGUCCCUAGGCCCGCCCCGAGGCGGCCGGGGGAGGCAGGGCGAGCGCGAGCCCGCGGGGCGGCCCUCAGCCACGGCCACGGCCGCCGAGCGCCCCCGGCGCGCGUCAAGUUUGCCGGCCCGCGCCAGGGGGUCGGGGUCCGGGCGCCCCGCGCCCACCCCGCGCGGCACAGGGCGCGGCGCAGCCCCGGCUCACUCACCUCCGGGCGCGCUCCCCAACCUGCGGCGCCCGGCCGGCCGCGGCUCCGGGACCUCGGCGGAGGGGGCGGGGCGGAGAGGGCGGAGCCGGCCCCGCGUGCGAGCGCCAGAAUUAAACCCCGAAACGGACUGCGGCGCUCCGGGCCCUGCCGCCGCCGCAGGGGCCACCGAGUCCGGGAGGCUGGCGAGCUUCGGCCACGGCGCGGGAAACGACCGUGGCGGCGCCCCGAGGCCGGGCGGGAGGGCUCCCCAGGCGGCUCGGGACACCUCCGGGAACCCCGGCUCUGCGCCGCGCCUCUUUGUACCCCGGGACCCGGCCGGCGGGCUGGCCCCAGUGCGCCUGCGCGCCGCUCCGACUCCGCCAGGCCCACGAGGCACCUUCGCGCACCUCCGCCUCACCCCGCCCGCCGGCCCCUGCCCCGAGAGCCGCGAUCCGAGCGGCGCCCUCCGCCCGGCGCGCCCCUGCCGCCCACGGGGGAGCGCGCAGGGCUCGGCUUUCCUGCAGGUGCUUGAGCCGGACGCGCACGGGGGCGGCCGCGGACCUCCCGUUGCCUUUCCCCGGGCCGGCUCGGGAAAGCCCUCGGUGGAGAGGGGAGGACACAAGCGUGUGCAGAAGCGAGCCUGUGCUCGGGGGACUCCGGGGAAGGCGCAGCGCCCGCCUGCGGAGCGGAGAGCCGACGAGGAAGUCAGACACGCUCCACUCCGAGCCGUCGCAGCUGGGGGCGAGCACAUGCGCCGAGACUCAGAGACUGUGGCUUGA
This is a messenger RNA of Neogale vison (American mink), 1248 nucleotides long. Its product is annotated as collagen alpha-1(I) chain-like. The record is from RefSeq and is a predicted model, not a curated record. The transcript is spliced from 4 exons. Bases 1 to 1248 code for a protein of 415 amino acids. Lineage: Eukaryota; Metazoa; Chordata; Mammalia; Carnivora; Mustelidae.